AUGUCUACUUUGAUUAAAACUUUUGAAGAAUAUGAAAAAAUUAUAGAAGAAGUUGAUGGAGAAAUUUACAUAAAUUUUAUUUAUAACGACCUUUAUGGAAAAGAAAAAGAACUAGGUGAAAGAUUUGAGAAAUUUGCUGCUGAAUAUUCCAAUUCAGAUGACAUUUCAUGUUAUAGAGCAUAUCUUGGUGAUUUUAAACCUUUUGGAUAUGAUUGGGGUUCUGUUCCGGUUUCAUCACAACUUGGUAAUGUAAACAUAAAUGAAUCAUCUCUAAUUGCUACUUAUGUUGAUCAUGGUGUUCGUUUGGUCUAUAAGACAAGUUGUGACGAUGAAAUUGAAGAUUUUUUUAAUCAAUGUGGUUAA
This is a messenger RNA of Hansenula ciferrii, 363 nucleotides long. RefSeq lists its product as uncharacterized. Bases 1 to 363 code for a protein of 120 amino acids. Lineage: Eukaryota; Fungi; Ascomycota; Saccharomycetes; Phaffomycetales; Wickerhamomycetaceae. The record is from RefSeq and is a predicted model, not a curated record. The transcript has a single exon.